AUGUAUAUAUCUGGGCAGCAUCAACGAUUGUACCGAGCUGUUCGAUUUUGUUUGUUGAAUCGGUCUGGAUGGAGCAAGGAGGCAGGAUGCGUGCGCACAGUCGCUACUCAGAUGGCAGCGAGAGCGGCAGUCGCUAUGAGGCGAGCGCGGAGUGUCACAGGGCCCUUACGGCGAGCCCAUCCCGCCUCCGGGGCCACCUGGAAUGUCCAGGUGGUCCGGGGCAAGAUGAGUUCUCAGUGUCUGUGGCACGCGUGCAGAGCGCUGUCCGCCGGCCUCUUGCUGAUGCUGCUAGGAGCGGCAAUGGCAGUUAUAGGUUACUAUGCUGAUACGUUGUCAGUGGCUGAAGAAGUUCGUGGAAACUCAACUGUAUCAGUGAAAGAUGAAGCGAGAGGCUUUCAUCUCAACAACCUGUCUUACGCCGGACCCAUUGUUAUGGGAUUUGGAGGUUUCAUAGUAGUAGCAGCCUGCGUCAUGACAUUCGAGGCUCGUGAUAGCGCGGCCAAAGUGACCCCCGCGCGACCCCAGACCAUCCCGCGACCCCUACCUCGCCGAGGUCAAUGUGCCCCCGCGAGGCUGGACACACUCGGGGUGUACAGACUCCCCCACGUCCUACCACUACCACACUCACUGCCACUCGCACCAGUCAGGGUACGGCCACACGUUCAUAGACAGUGUAUGUACAGAACCAGUGGAGAUAAAGCUAGAAAUCGCGCACGUUUCGGCUCCGCUCCGGACUUGAGGAGCGGUAGCGGCCUCGCUACGCCGUCCGUAACCGCGCUACGACGGCCGCUACGACGCUACGCGCUAUCUGUAGACGAGCCGCCGCAUUCAGCAGUCAGCGCUAGUGCGGUGGAGUCCGAGUGCGGGUCCCAGUCUUCGUUGGCCUUGGAUCUUCACGCGAGCGGGGCCUGUGCUGGCGUCACGCUCAGGGUCAGAGACAACACGAGGAGACGACCGCUCGCCAGACAACAGAGACUCAACGAGGAUACUAUACACCCAUCCGGUGAAAGCGCCGGCCAUGCAGCCAACACACGUCAGUUACCGAGAAACAACGAACAGAACGAAACCGUGGGAACCACUCAAUUAACUGUAGAGCAAGAGGCGCGUGCGUGUAGUGCCCCCCCUAUAACUCAUUCCACCCCAACCUCCCCAGUACCAGCCAUCACUCCCCCCAUAUCUCCUAAACAGGACACAAACAUCAUCAUCGAACAGCCAGAGACAGAAUCCACGGACGAACCUCCGCCGGCCGAGUGA
Molecule: messenger RNA, 1254 nt
Organism: Danaus chrysippus (African queen)
Lineage: Eukaryota; Metazoa; Arthropoda; Insecta; Lepidoptera; Nymphalidae
Source: the annotation of a GenBank genome assembly